Molecule: messenger RNA, 325 nt
Organism: Racocetra persica
Lineage: Eukaryota; Fungi; Glomeromycota; Glomeromycetes; Diversisporales; Gigasporaceae
Source: the annotation of a GenBank genome assembly
AUGCAAAAAUUUAUACAAGAGUUGAGUUUGGAAUUUGACUUGGAAUCAAUCGAAGUUACUAACAGAAAUAGAGAGCAGGGUAUACUUGAUAACACUGAAAAUGAAGCUAUUGAACUGGCCUAUAUGUAUCAAAAUACAAGAAAGGCUAAAAAGAAUACUAUUCACGCUAAGCAAGAAGAAAUUUUAAGUUGGUAUCAUUAUGCAAAAAGCUUUGAAAAAAGAUUUUAUGAUGUCUUAUCUAAUUGCAAAAAUACUAAAAGAGCGGAUAACUUAGCAAGAAUUCAGAUUUAUGAUGAAAUCUGGAAUCGUCUUUCCGGCGUCUUAC